Rangifer tarandus platyrhynchus (Svalbard reindeer) is the source of this 429-nucleotide messenger RNA. The record is from the annotation of a GenBank genome assembly. NCBI's taxonomy places the organism in Eukaryota, Metazoa, Chordata, Mammalia, Artiodactyla, Cervidae.
AUGAAAGAGAUGGAGUGGAGGUGUGUGGACUUCCUACUAGCAAGGUCUAGACAGCCGUGCAGGAAACCAAGAACAGAGGCUGGCGAUAUCAGUACUGCCCUUAGAUCUGGGCAUGAAGGCCCCACUGCAGUGCUCCCCGUGAGGCUGACGGGCCCCCUUUCCGGAGCGUUCCCCCAGGUACCAGGGGUCACAGAACUCCAACGGGAGCCCACUUUCAGGGCCUGCACGUGGCUCUCUGGACUGUGCUGCUUCUGUGUGCGCGCCCUGGGGCCCAGGUGUGACGACGGAGCAGCUGCCUCGGGGAGCUGGAGGCGAUGUGGAUCUUGUCACAAGCAUAACGGAGCCAGCCCUUCAAGGCGUGCGAGGGUGCCUCUGCUGGGGGGAGGGCUGGCCAUGGGCUGUGAUCCCCGAGGCCGCCAAGAUUUCUAG